This is a messenger RNA of Penicillium crustosum, 702 nucleotides long. RefSeq names its product methyltransferase family protein. Bases 1 to 702 code for a protein of 233 amino acids. Gene Ontology annotation, biological process: C-terminal protein methylation. Gene Ontology annotation, molecular function: protein C-terminal S-isoprenylcysteine carboxyl O-methyltransferase activity. Lineage: Eukaryota; Fungi; Ascomycota; Eurotiomycetes; Eurotiales; Aspergillaceae. The transcript has a single exon. Gene Ontology annotation, cellular component: endoplasmic reticulum. The record is from RefSeq and is a predicted model, not a curated record.
AUGUCUCCAGACUCAGCAUUACUUGCUAUCGCUAUACUAGUAGCGGGUUAUUGCCUCAUAAUCACCCACGUGGACCCGAACCCUCAUCUAGCCAAGAAAGAUCGCAACCGGGUAGAUCGGGUUAGAUUCCUCACAGGAAGGGCUUUGCCUGUCUUCAGCCAAGUAUGCACCGUUGUCGCGAUCUACCACGCGCUCCUUACCAUGAUUACUCGGUACACUCCUAAUCGAGUGUCACAAAUAUGCCCUCUGGCUCAUAACAUCAAACCCGAACUUUUUGCGUGGAAUAUGGCGUCUGUCGUUCCCCUCCUCCUCAUCUACGUUGGCACAUAUAUACGAAUAUCGGCAUACGGUGGACUUGGCAAACUCUUCACGCUGCACUUAGUACCACCUGAUCAUCUGGUGACAACAGGAAUCUAUAGGUGGAUCCAACAUCCUAGCUACACAGGAAUAGGGAUGAUAUGGUGGGGAUGCUUUGCAUUGUUUCUUCGCUGGGAUGCGACCCCCGCUUGUUGGAUUCCAACGUUAGCAUUGUCCCAAUGUUAUGGCUGGGGUGCUAGCAUUCUUACGGCUAUUGCCGGGUCUGUGGUCUGGUUCUUUGGCGGGAGGGUGCUCGAUGAAGAACUAAUGCUGCAAAGGAAGUUUGGGCAACAGUGGGAGCAGUGGCAUCGCUCAACAAAGAGAUUGAUCCCGGGUCUAUUUUGA